Molecule: messenger RNA, 543 nt
Organism: Meloidogyne enterolobii
Lineage: Eukaryota; Metazoa; Nematoda; Chromadorea; Rhabditida; Meloidogynidae
Source: the annotation of a GenBank genome assembly
AUGUUAAUUCCACAAGCUGACAGAAAAAAGAUUUAUGAACAUUUGUUUGAAGAUGGAGUGUGUAUUGCAAAGAAGGAUUACGUCUCUAAGUCGCAUCCGGAAAUUAAGGGUGUUCGCAAUUUGUAUGUGAUUAAAGCACUUAAGAGUUUGACAUCUAAAGGCCUUGUUAGAGAACAGUAUGCUUGGCGCCAUUACUACUUUUAUUUGAAAGAGGACGGUGUUCCUUAUUUGCGUGAAUAUCUUGGCUUGCCCGAAGAUGUUUUGCCAAAUACGCAUAAACAGCGUACUGAGCCUUCGAGAAUGUCGUAUCCGGAUAAGAUGGGAGGUGGAGGUGCAGGACGAGGUUUUCGUUCUGGUGGCGACGAUCGUGGAGCUUAUCGUACAAUGGGUGAUAAGCAAGCAGAUGCUGGACCUGGCUCUAUGCCUGUUCGUCAAGGAUUUGGUCGUGGAGGGCCGCCAACUUCAGUUCCGACACCGCCACCACAGGAGCCGCAAGGAGGUGACGAUGGAGGAAAUUUUACGACUGGAGAUAGUGGCUGGUAA